Molecule: messenger RNA, 828 nt
Organism: Pseudomyrmex gracilis
Lineage: Eukaryota; Metazoa; Arthropoda; Insecta; Hymenoptera; Formicidae
Product: mitochondrial import inner membrane translocase subunit Tim13-B
Exons: 3
Coding region: 299-571 (90 amino acids)
Source: RefSeq, a predicted model, not a curated record
UCGGACCCUGUUUUAUUACUGGCAGUACUGAAAAUUUAUAGGUUCACGUAACAUAAUCCUAUAAAUGUUUCAGGGGACCUUGAUCGAUUGGUCGAACGCGUUCGUACGUUCCACUUCUCGCUUCGAACCGCAUCAAACUUCACGUGUCUCAAUUGCGUGACCGGUAGAGUAGAAGUUCAAGUUGCGAGGUUAAACGCGGUUGAACGCGAUUGAUGGCCGUGCAGUUUCACUGGCGAACGGAGGUUGAUGCAAGAAUUCUGCUUCUGUCGUUGCAAUUAUAUAGUCUUGAAUUUUUAAAAUGGACGCGUUAGGGACGGGAAAUUUGAGCGGUUCGCAGCGGGACGAGCUGAUGCAGCAAGUGAAACAACAGAUAGCCGUGGCCAAUGCUCAGGAACUGCUUACGAAAAUGACGGAAAAAUGCUUCAAAAAGUGCAUAGGCAAGCCAGGCACCUCACUGGACAGUUCUGAACAGAAAUGCAUAGCCAUGUGCAUGGAUCGAUACAUGGACUCCUUCAAUCUUGUAUCCAAAACAUACAGUGAGAGACUCCAAAGAGAACGUAACAGAAUGUAAAUACUGAAGUUCAUGGAAAUAUAUUGUUAUAUUUGUUAUUCUCACACAUUGUAAUUUAAUAGCACAGAUUCCUAUAGUGUUCAUUAGUUGUACAAAUGCAGUUUUAUCAUAUAAAACAUGAAACACAAAUCAUUUCAAGUGGAAUAAACUUCUGUACAGUAUUUUUACUUUAAUACUUAACAAAAUCAUGUGAUAACUACUGUAUGAUACAUUUAAAAUAUAUGUAUAAUGUUGAAUAUUAAAAUGAAGCUUGAUUA